Messenger RNA from Debaryomyces hansenii CBS767, 1503 nucleotides. RefSeq lists its product as uncharacterized. Bases 1 to 1503 code for a protein of 500 amino acids. Lineage: Eukaryota; Fungi; Ascomycota; Pichiomycetes; Serinales; Debaryomycetaceae. The record is from RefSeq and is a predicted model, not a curated record. The transcript has a single exon.
AUGCUAAGAUCAAGAAAUAGAAACAAGAAGUCGAAAAGAUAUGGAUCUAAAACGAACAGAUUAUUGCUAAAAAAAGCCAAAAAGGACGAGAGCUGGACUUCAAAAUCACCAUUCGGGAAAGAUCUUCUGAAGAUCGGUAUCAAGAACGAUCUAUUCAAGGAUUCAAGCUCAUCUACAACAUACCCUUGGACCAGAUUGGCACCAUUACUGGAUUAUAAUUUAAUCGAAGUUCCGAGAUCUAGAAAAGGUAUUCCAUCGCUCAAGCUGAUAUGUUCCAAGAAGAUUGCCGAAAAUGCAGAUUCCUUAGAAUCGUCAUUUUUGGAUACAGCAUCUUGGAUGGUGUGGCGAACGGUAUGGGAGGAAAUAUUAUCAUUAAACAAUGAUUCUCCGCGUGUUUUCAAUCUCUUUGCAGGCAAAUUUUUCUUACUGGACGGGUUUAAGUGCCAUAAGCUAUCAUUACCGUUAGACGUGAACUUGGGAUCAUCAAAAUGGGAGAAGCUUCUAAAAGCUAGAAAUGAAGGCAUAUCUUCUGUGAUAAUUCCACGAACUAGAAAUCACAGGAUUGAGAACUUAUUCUCCAAUAUUAAUGUAUUGGAGAUAGUAAAAUUUAUUCAUAGAUUAUCAUACAGGCCGUGGGUUUUACUAGAUGUUUCUUUAAUGACACAGAAAUAUGAUAGAGAAGAUCACCUUAAGCUUUUCAAUAUUACGAACCUAAUUGCAUUAGAUCUAUCAAACAGUCAAAUAGUGGAUGACCUUUUUUUAUACAAUAUGUCUGUUAGUAUCAGUAAGGAUGGAAAGUUAUCAAAGUUGACUAUUUUAAAAAUUAACAACUGUCCGAAAGUUACAAGCAAAGGUCUUCAAUACUUACUCUGUCUUUCAAACGAUGCAGACGCUAGAUGUUCGCUCUCAUAUAUUGAGUCCGAUGUAAAGAUAUCCUCUUCUAAUUUUGCUGCCAAGCUUCAGAAUAUUAAAAGUGAGCUGCCAGAUUUCAUUGAUGGUACACGAUGGUUUGUAUUAGAUGAUGGUUCUGAAUCUAAAUUUAUUAGAAAAUUGCCAUUGGCCCUUAAGCUUCACUGCCUUUAUAAAAACUAUUCAAAUAGAAUAACAAAGGACCCAAUUGUUACAGAUUUCCCUCUGUAUACAACAAAUUCAAUGUCUUAUUUGUUUCUGGUUAGAAAUAGUAUCGUAUUAGAUAUCAUGGUUCAUGAAAAUACAUUCACUUCAGCUGAAAAUGAUUUUGAAAAAUUAGAAGAGGUUUGGGCAACAAGAAUUCAUUUCCGAAACCUGAGGGCACAAUCCAAAAUAUACUGCUAUGUCAUUGAUAACAAAUAUGAAUUUCUGGGUCAAAUGGCGAACAUAGAAAGGCAUGAAGAAAAUAAGAAGGAUGACUCUGUCAUGUUUAGAGCAAGUGAGAAGAAACUCCCACUGAAAUAUAUUGCGAAGCCCAAGAGACGAAGACCGGUUGCUAGGAAAGUUGAUGCGAAUCUGUUCUUUGACAUGUAA